AUGGCCGCUCCUCGCUCGCUCGAGGAAAUGAACUUCAUGGCAGAAUUGGCUCGAAAAGUGGACAAUAACUCCUACGCCUGGAUUGCUUGUAAUGACAAAGAAGUUGAAGGAAUUUGGGAGUGCGACGGUCAAGAAGGAAGAGAGCCCUUCACGAAAUGGGGUAACGGGCAACCAGAUAAUCAUAACAACCAGGAUUGUGGUACCUGCCAUUCUCGGCUCGCUCUCGAAUGCUCUUGCCCGCCACAGUGGCAAUGGUGGGGAAAAGACUGUUACCGCCUCACUCCUCGGAUACAGCAAACUUGGGAUCAGGCCAAGUCGGCUUGCCAAGACAUGAGCGGCAAGAUGGCCGCUCCUCGCUCGCUGGAGGAAAUGAGCUUCAUGGCAAAUAUGACACGAGAGAUUGACGUCACUGGUGCCUACCCCGGCUGGAUUGCUUGUAAUGACAAGAAAGUUGAAGGAACCUGGGAGUGUGACGGUCAGGAAGGAAGUGAGCCCUUCCUGGCAUGGGCUGAUAAGCAACCAGAUAAUAAUAACAAUGAAGAUUGCGCUGAUAUGGCAGAGAUGAAACAUGAUAACAAAAUGAAUGACGUCGGCUGUGACAGUACGCACCCCCAUAUGGCUUUUUGCAUUCGUCGAGCUGCUUGCACGUACGGCCUGAUCCAGCUCCGUCACUAA
Molecule: messenger RNA, 675 nt
Organism: Patiria miniata (bat star)
Lineage: Eukaryota; Metazoa; Echinodermata; Asteroidea; Valvatida; Asterinidae
Product: alpha-N-acetylgalactosamine-specific lectin-like
Exons: 2
Coding region: 1-675 (224 amino acids)
Source: RefSeq, a predicted model, not a curated record